CUCCUCAUGGAUGAGUCGAACGUGACGUCAUUCGUUGAUGAGAAGUCCACCAACGCCUCCACCGCCAGGAAUACCUCGGCUGGAGAUCUGCGCCGGGAAAUCCCAAUUGUGCACUGGGUAAUUAUGAGCAUCUCCCCUCUGGGCUUUGUCGAAAAUGGAAUCCUCCUCUGGUUCCUCUGCUUCCGGAUGAGAAGAAAUCCCUUCACGGUCUACAUCACCCACUUGUCUAUUGCAGACAUCUCAUUGCUCUUUUGUAUUUUUAUUCUGUCUGUUGACUAUGCCUUAGAUUAUGAGCUCUCUUCUGGCUAUUACUACACGAUUGUCACAUUAUCAGUGACUUUUUUGUUCGGCUACAACACGGGCCUCUAUCUGUUGACGGCCAUUAGUGUGGAGAGGUGCCUGUCUGUCCUCUACCCCAUCUGGUACCGAUGUCAUCGCCCCAAGCACCAGUCGGCAUUUGUCUGUGCCCUCCUGUGGGCACUUUCGUGCUUGGUAACCACCAUGGAGUAUGUCAUGUGCAUUGACAGUGAAGGGCAGAGUCACUCUCAAAGUGACUGCAGGGCGGUGAUCAUCUUCAUUGCCAUUCUGAGUUUCCUGGUCUUCACUCCCCUCAUGGUGGUGUCCAGCACCAUCCUAGUGAUUAAGAUCCGAAAGAACACAUGGACAGCCCAUUCCUCAAAGCUGUACAUAGUCAUCAUGGUCACCAUCAUCAUCUUCCUCAUUUUUGCUAUGCCCAUGAGGCUCCUCUACCUGCUCUAUUAUGAGUAUUGGUCAGCCUUUGGAAACUUGCACCAUAUUUCUCUUCUCUUCUCCACAAUCAACAGCAGUGCCAACCCUUUUAUUUACUUCUUCGUGGGCAGCAGUAAGAAAAAGCGGUUCAAGGAGUCCUUAAAAGUGGUUCUGACCAGGGCUUUCAAAGAUGAAAUGCAACCCAGGCGCCAGGAAGACAAUGGCAACACCACCACAAUUGAGACUGUGGUCUGA
Neogale vison (American mink) is the source of this 984-nucleotide messenger RNA. RefSeq names its product MAS1 proto-oncogene, G protein-coupled receptor (gene MAS1). Gene Ontology annotation, cellular component: membrane. The transcript has a single exon. Gene Ontology annotation, molecular function: angiotensin receptor activity. Lineage: Eukaryota; Metazoa; Chordata; Mammalia; Carnivora; Mustelidae. The coding region runs from base 7 to 984 and encodes 325 amino acids. The record is from RefSeq and is a predicted model, not a curated record. Gene Ontology annotation, biological process: G protein-coupled receptor signaling pathway.